UGUAUAUUAUUAAAUGGCCAUUUUAUGAAUAAUACAAGCAUGUUAUUAUGCUUUAUCUGUUAUUUGUACAUUAAACUUGAUUAGAUAAAAGCAUCUAUGACUUACUGAUAACAUGUUAUCAACUUGAAGUGUGACUGAUCAAUAUUGAAGCAAGUUUUAUUUAAAUGUAUUUAAAAAAUGAGCAACAGAAAUGAGAGGACCAUAGAAAAUAGGCACGAAGCAGUUGAAGAAAACCAAGAUCAAAUUGGAAAUGUAGAGCCCCCACCUCCAUAUACACCUGUGGAUACAUUGUAUGGGCGAGUGAUAACUAAUCAACCUGUCAUACAUCAAACUAUUAUUGUGCAACAGUCUUUAAAAGAUGAACCAGUUCUUAUUGAUUGUCCUAGCUGCCAUAAAAGGUCUAUGACAAAUGUGGUUUUUGCAAAUUCUCAGAAGACACACAUGAUAGCUGGUUUCAUUUGUGGACUAACCAUGUGGUGUAUGUUAUGUUGCCUUGCUGCUUUACCUUACACAUUAAAGACAUUUAAAAAACCAGAACAUUACUGUUCACAUUGUAAUUACUAUUUGGGUCCUGCCUCUAAGUUUUAAACAUAAUUUUAAGUAUUGCCACCUUAAAUUAAUUUAUGUUUAAGUCCACAUUAUUAAUUAAGCUUAAUUAAUCACAAAUAAAAAUAAAUAAAAAAGG
This is a messenger RNA of Zerene cesonia (dogface butterfly), 685 nucleotides long. RefSeq names its product lipopolysaccharide-induced tumor necrosis factor-alpha factor homolog. NCBI's taxonomy places the organism in Eukaryota, Metazoa, Arthropoda, Insecta, Lepidoptera, Pieridae. The transcript has 2 exons. The coding region runs from base 178 to 588 and encodes 136 amino acids. Gene Ontology annotation, molecular function: zinc ion binding. The record is from RefSeq and is a predicted model, not a curated record.